This is a messenger RNA of Cloeon dipterum, 1425 nucleotides long. Its product is annotated as plasma membrane ascorbate-dependent reductase CYBRD1. The coding region runs from base 258 to 1010 and encodes 250 amino acids. The record is from RefSeq and is a predicted model, not a curated record. Gene Ontology annotation, molecular function: oxidoreductase activity. NCBI's taxonomy places the organism in Eukaryota, Metazoa, Arthropoda, Insecta, Ephemeroptera, Baetidae. The transcript is spliced from 5 exons.
UCUCCGCGCACUAUUGGCGAACGGAUGGGCCUUCCUGCCCGGCUACCUGCCUUCUGCCUCUGCGUGAGUGAUACAGAGCACUGCUGGCGGGCGGCUGUACGUGGACCACAUCCUCGAUCGGCCGCCACAGGUGUCCGCCCUGCUGCUGCUGACACACUUGUUCCACUCCGACUGCAUUAGAGAUCAACCGGAGCGGCUCAGAGGACGAGGAGGAAAUUUUGGACACCCGCACCGGCGAGAGCUUUGCAGGAAGAAGGAUGGACAGCAGCGGGACAGUCGGCACCGACCCCAGGGACCUCGAAGGCUUCUCACUCUUCUACUGGCUGGCUCAGGGACUCGGCGCCCUGAUCAUGGUGCUCGUCGUUCUCUGGACGUCCAACUACAGAGGCGGAUUCGCGUGGUCCUCCAACCCAGCGCUCGAGUUCAAUUGGCACCCAGUCCUAAUGUCUCUCGGCAUGAUCUUCAUCUACGCUAAUGGAAUAAUGACUUUCCGGUACAUGAGGUACCAUCGGAAAAGACAGCUGAAACUGGUGCACGCGUGCUGCCACGUGGCGACCUUCCUGCUGACGGUUGUCGGCCUGUGCGCCGUCUUCGACUCGCACAACCUGGCCAACCCUCCGAUCCCGAACCUGUACACGUUGCACAGCUGGGUUGGGCUCACUGCCGUCAUCCUCUUCUGCUGCCAGUUUGUUGUCGGAUUCGCUAGCUUCCUGUACCCCGGCGCCAAACAAUCGCUCAGGACUGCCCUGAUGCCCGUGCACCGAUACUUUGGAAUGCUUGGAUUUCUACUGGCUAUCGCAGCUGCUCUCAUGGGACUCUUGGAAAAAGCCAUUUUUGCUCUGCCUAAUUACAAAGAAUUGCCAGGCGAGGGCAUGCUGAUUAACUGCAUUGGCGCGCUGAUGGUCGUGUUCGCGGCCGUCGUCAUCUUCGUCGUGUCCAAUCACGGAUACAGGCGCGUCCCGAUGGCCGAGGACGAGACUCUCCUCACGGCCGAGUCACAGUUGGGAUAAACUCACUUCCUUCGACCUAGAGAGCUUACCAAGCUCUCUAACUCGACCCAAAUGGGUGCAUUCGGUUCGCCCUCCUUCCUUUUUAACUUUGUUGUGAUUUAGUUUUAAUUUUAGGAGAGAUGACGAGAUCAGGGUUCUAUUUGCGUUAUUGCAAAAUCGUUAAAUUCAUGGAAAUAAAUUAAGACUGUGGCAGGUCUCGAAAUAUUUUUGUGGGAGUAUAUACAUAUUUAUCAAAAUGUUGUAAUUGAACAGGAAUUUCUGUGUCUAUUGACCUGCAAACGCUUGGUGAAGUGUUGCAUUUAGCUAGAGUCUCAAUUUGAAGUUGGUGCUACACCAAGCGACUUAAAUGUCAAAAGAUAACUAAAAAUUGUUAACCAUAUCUUAUUAAAGUAACGUCUGCAGCACAAAUAACAAA